Molecule: messenger RNA, 677 nt
Organism: Pseudonaja textilis
Lineage: Eukaryota; Metazoa; Chordata; Lepidosauria; Squamata; Elapidae
Source: RefSeq, a predicted model, not a curated record
CGAACCGCCCUUUCCCUCCUCGCUUUCUCCUUUUUUGCAGGCAUUCUCAGCAUGAUCAUCAUCCGGACUCUCCGGAAAGACAUUGCCAACUACAACAAGGAAGACGACAUUGAGGACACCAUGGAGGAGUCGGGGUGGAAGCUGGUGCACGGGGACGUCUUCCGGCCGCCCCAAUAUCCCAUGAUCCUCAGCUCCCUCCUGGGCUCCGGCAUCCAGCUCUUCUGCAUGAUCCUGAUCGUCAUCUUUGUGGCCAUGCUGGGGAUGCUGUCUCCCUCCAGCCGGGGGGCUCUGAUGACCACUGCCUGUUUCCUCUUCAUGUUCAUGGGGGUCUUCGGGGGCUUCUCGGCCGGCCGCUUGUACCGCACCCUCAAAGGCCAUCGGUGGAAGAAAGGCGCUUUCUGUACGGCCAUGCUGUAUCCCGGGGUCGUCUUUGGGAUUUGCUUCGUCCUGAAUUGUUUCAUCUGGGGCAAACACUCGUCGGGGGCGGUGCCGUUUCCCACCAUGGUGGCGCUGCUCUGCAUGUGGUUCGGCAUUUCCCUGCCCUUGGUGUACCUGGGCUACUACUUCGGCUUCCGCAAGCAGCCCUACGACAAUCCUGUGCGGACCAAUCAGAUCCCGAGGCAGAUCCCGGAGCAGAGGUGGUACAUGAAUCGGUUCGUCGGGUGAGUCUCCCGGGC